AUAUAGAGAGGAGAUACAUACAUAAAGGGGGAGACAAAACAGAGCGAGCUGAUUUCCAUUCAGCAAUUCAGCGUGGCUUCAGCCGCUUCAGUCCUUCAGUAUUCGCUGCGAGCGGAAUUACUGUAACACCGGUCCAGUGUACAGUGGCAUUUCAUAUUUAUUUCUCCUUUUAUUUUACACGUAUACGUAUAUAAAUAUUUAUUUCGCUGUGAAUUAAAGUCUAAAGUUCUAUAACAAAUCGCGUGCUUUUUUACCUGACGAGAGUUCAACAUUUUGUCAAUCUGCAGGUACGCAGCUAAAAUUUGCAUUUGAUUGCUGAAUCGAAAAAAAAGAUUGGAAUAAUGGAAUUCAUACGGCCAGAUCGACCAUCUAAAUGUACAUGGACACCGAAUGGGGAAAAUUCGCCGCAUACGAAACGAACGGAAUUUCCAGAUCGUCACAAGAUAAUACCAGACAUUUUAAGCGCAAUUGGUCAGACACCUCUCGUUCGGCUCAAUAGAAUUCCUAAAUCUCAUGGGAUCAAAUGUGAAAUAUUCGCGAAGUGUGAGUUCUUCAACCCUGGAGGAUCUGUUAAAGAUAGGAUAGGGCAUAGAAUGCUUGAAGAUGCAGAAGAAAUGGGUCUGAUAAAACCUGGAGAUACAAUUAUUGAACCAACUAGUGGUAACACUGGGAUCGGCUUAGCGAUGGCCGCAGCGGUCAAGGGUUAUAAGUGCAUCAUUGUGAUGCCAGAAAAAAUGUCUAAUGAAAAAGUCUACACACUCCGCGCUCUCGGAGCAGAAAUCGUUAGAACACCGACCGAAGCCGCUUGGCACAGUCCGGAAGGGAAUAUUAGUGUUGCCCAAAAAUUGCAAAGGGAAAUACCGAACAGUAUUGUUCUUAAUCAGUAUAUGAAUUCUGGUAAUCCAUUGGCGCAUUAUGACCAAACGGCGACAGAACUUUGGGAGCAAUGCGACGGCAAUAUAGACUAUGUGGUAAUUGGGGCUGGUACAGGAGGUACAAUAUCCGGUGUAGGACGAAAAUUGAAAGAAUUGUCGCCUAAUACAAAAAUUGUCGGAGUAGAUCCUAAAGGUAGCAUUUUAGCGGAGCCAUCUGAAUUGAAUGACGGCGUUCAUUUUUACGAAAUAGAGGGCAUUGGAUACGACUUCAUACCUACAGUUCUCGAUCGCAGUGUAGUAGAUAUAUGGAUAAAAACUGAUGAUUGCGAAUCACUCAAAAUGUCGCGAGAAUUAAUUGGAAAAGAGGGACUAUUGUGCGGCGGUAGCAGUGGUGCGGCAGUUGUUGCGGCAUUAAAAGUCGCUAAAGACCUGCCUGCAAAUAAACGUGUGGUCGUUCUUCUACCAGAUAGUAUAAGAAACUACCUGACUAAAUUUGUGUCAGACCAGUGGAUGGAAGCUAGAGACUUUUUGCCAUCCGAACCUUUAGUAGAAGCAAACAAGCGGUGGUGGAACGUACCGGUAUCGGAAUUACCAUUAAAGAAGCCUAUACUGUUAAAGGGGGUGUCAUGUCAAGAUGCCGCGGAUUUUUUGAAAUCCGCUGGUCAUACCCAGCAAGCCUUGGUAACUGACGAGAAGCAAAUACACGUGAAAGGCAUUGUCACAUUGGACGCGCUCUUGUCUGAUUUAAUAGCCGGUACAGUGAAGCGAUCUGAUUUUGCCGAAAAAGUCAUGAGCAAACAGUUUACAAAAGUUACGGCCACGACUACACUCGGAAAAUUAUCGCAUAUCCUUGAAAAAGAACGUUACGCCGUGGUUGUAAAUGAUGAUGAUACUUUAAUCGGACUUGUAAGUCAAAAUGACAUCUUUAAUUUUAUCACCGAGAAUGAUUGCAACGCGAAAUAAUGGAAUUGUACAAAAUACAUAUAUUAAAAUACAUAUAUUAAAAUACAUAUAUUAUCAGAAUUAUAAAGAAUUAGAAAAAGAUAAAAAGUUAAAUCAAGAUCCAAGUUAGUCUACAUUAAUGAAAAUGGAUAUAUAUGUGAUCAAACAAGAAUUAUGUAUCUGUGCUGUAUAUUUAUUCAGAUAAUUAAGACUACACCAUGGAAAAUUUUCUAAUAUAUAAUUUUAUAUUUGAUACUAUUAUCUUAUAUUUGUAUAAAUUUGGAUUUAUCCAAAUAAUUUAUGGCAUAAUGCCUAAAAAAUUGUCAUAUGGAAUUUAUACAUCUACUAUAUAUAUAUAUAUAUAUAUCUAGAUCUCUUCUCCUAUUAAAUCAGUGAUAUAUCUUUCUUAAUAUUUCAUACGUUGUUUAUACAUUGUUUAUACAUUUGAAGCAUUUAAACUUUUAUAGUAAUUUUAUCAACAAAUAUAUAAAUGCAGAUGAAUAAAA
This is a messenger RNA of Monomorium pharaonis (pharaoh ant), 2323 nucleotides long. It is a transcript of the gene Cbs, whose product is annotated as cystathionine beta-synthase. The transcript is spliced from 7 exons. Gene Ontology annotation, molecular function: cysteine synthase activity; cystathionine beta-synthase activity. The coding region runs from base 342 to 1838 and encodes 498 amino acids. NCBI's taxonomy places the organism in Eukaryota, Metazoa, Arthropoda, Insecta, Hymenoptera, Formicidae. The record is from RefSeq and is a predicted model, not a curated record. Gene Ontology annotation, cellular component: cytoplasm.